AUGCUUUAUGUUUAAGAAAGUAGUGGUUACAGAAAAUCUGUACGAAAUAGUUUAUCUUCUAGUCGAAAUCAAUAAACAAAGAUCAAAACUAGUUAAUAAUGUGAGGAUAUUUUACUUAAUAUAAAUUCAAUGAUGAAUAAAUUAGAUUAUUUGUAAUAGUCAAUUGAAAAUAGAAAUCAUUAUACAAAAGUACAAUUAAAGAAAUACAUUCCUUAAAACUACUUAAAUGAAGGUAUACAAAAAUUGAGAAAUAAUAACUAAAAUAUCUGUGUAAUAGGAGAUAAAGAAAAUAAUAAUGAGAAAUUGAAUUGUUAUAAUUUGAUAAAUCAAUUAGAAAUCCCAUAUAAAACAAAAUCAGAUUUCUCUCGAAGAAGAUCUUUUGCUAAUUGA
Messenger RNA from Paramecium sonneborni, 390 nucleotides. NCBI's taxonomy places the organism in Eukaryota, Ciliophora, Oligohymenophorea, Peniculida, Parameciidae. The record is from the annotation of a GenBank genome assembly.